This is a messenger RNA of Arachis stenosperma, 614 nucleotides long. RefSeq names its product 60S acidic ribosomal protein P3-like. The transcript has 2 exons. Gene Ontology annotation, molecular function: structural constituent of ribosome. Lineage: Eukaryota; Viridiplantae; Streptophyta; Magnoliopsida; Fabales; Fabaceae. Gene Ontology annotation, cellular component: ribosome. Bases 85 to 447 code for a protein of 120 amino acids. The record is from RefSeq and is a predicted model, not a curated record.
AUAAUAAACCCGCAGUCGAGAGAGGCGUAACACUGACUGAGAAGGUUUCUUUCGUUUCCUCGCAAAAGAAAAGAGCAGACAGCAAUGGGAGUUUUCACUUUCGUGCUUCGCAAAUCCGGCGGAGAAUGGACGGCGAAGCAGCAUAACGGCGACAUCGAGGAGUCGUCUUCCGACACCUUCGAAAUCCAACGGAAGCUCGUUAAGGCCGUCUGCGCAGUCGAUUCAUCUGGCGCCGUUCAAUCCUCUUUCUCCAUAGUUACCCCUUCCUCCGCCGUUUUCCAGGUGGUUGUGGGUGGUGCGGUGUUUGUUGGAGGUGGUGCAGUGGCUGCAGCUGCUCCCGCAGGAGGAGCUGCCCCAGCUGCUGAGGCCGCCCCGGCUGCAGCGAAGAAGGAAGAAAAGGUUGAGGAAGAAGACGAUGAAGAUUUUGGAAUGUCACUUUUUGAUUAGAGUCUUAUGGUUACUUAUUUCUUCAAGGAAACAGCUUUGCUUUUAUCAAUCUAUGGUAGAAAUUUUGCACUAUGUAUUAUGAUGUAUUCGAUUGCGCUUGAUUAAGAGCACUUUUGGGUUUAAUAGAAUUUCUAUGCGAGACAUCAAUAGAAUUGUGCCUUUUUUAA